AGUUUUGACUUUUGACAUACGAGUCAACUAGAAAUAAAUAAGUUUUUGCAGAUUUAUGUAAGAAAUAGUAUAUGAAAUAAUUUUCAAAUUCAACAUCUGAACACAAAAAAUUCAGUAUGUUCAAAUUAUUGAGUCGUCAUGGUCGUCGUAGUGGUAUCAUAAACAUAUUUUGUGAAAAGAAGAUUGAGGUUAGAAAAGCAAAGGUUUAUUACGCCUAUUCCUCAGCUGGAUCUAUAAGAUUUGCCUCUACCGGUACAGAAGUUGUAAAACCUACGAAUAUUGUUGAAAAUAUACCAGAACCGCCGCCCGUGCCUGACCCUUCGACAUUUGAACAAGUAUCCGAAGCUGUUCAGACGUUGGCAGCCAAUGGAGAACCCACAUUUGCCAGUUUAGGCCUUGGCGGGUGGGGACCGGUAGGUAUUGUGCAAAAUUGUAUGGAGUAUUUACAUGUAACCCUCGAUGUUCCAUGGUGGGGAGCAAUUGUUUGUGGUACACUAGUGGUGAGAGUAUUAAUGUUUCCUCUAGUUAUUUUAUCACAAAGGAAUUCAGCAGUAAUGAAUAAUUAUCUACCAGAAAUACAAACACUUCAAUUAAAGAUGACACAAGCAAGACAGACUGGAAACCAAUUAGAGGCAGCUCGAUAUGCACAAGAGAUGAUGAGGUUUAUGAAGGAGAAAGGAUUAAAUCCUUUAAAGAAUCUUCUAGUUCCUCUAGCACAGGCACCUCUGUUUAUAUCUUUCUUUAUGGGUUUGCGAAGUAUGGCCAACUGUCCCGUCGAGAGUAUGAUGCAUGGUGGACUUUGGUGGUUUACUGACUUAACUGUACCUGAUCAAUAUUUUAUUCUGCCCCUAAUCACUAGUGCAACCAUGUGGGUAACAAUUGAAAUGGGUGUUGAUGGUGGCAGAUUAGAUGCCCAGAAUAUGCAAGUAAUGAGAUAUGUGCUCAGGGCCAUACCUGUGAUUAUGUUGCCAUUCACAAUUAACUUCCCCGGUGCCAUUCUUGUCUAUUGGUGUUCUACAAACUUCAUAUCACUAUUGCAAGUUGGUUUCCUCAAGAUGCCACGUGUAAGAGAAUACUUCAAAAUACCACCACUAAUAAAACAUUCACCAGAACAUUUACCGAUUAAGAAAAAAGGUUUUGUAGCCGGAGCCAAAGAAUCAUGGACUAAUAUUAAAUUAUCUAGAGAUUUAGCGGAUAGACAAAGGGUAGAUGAAUUGAUUUUCACAAAAGCUGGUAAAGGACCUUUGCAAAAGACAUACAAAUAUGAUCCAAAAAAAUUGACAAAUGUACAAGCAAAAUCUAAGUAGGUGAUACUGUAGUUUUAUUGAUAGUUAAUGUAUUGUAUUAUAAAUAAAAUUAUUAUAAAUUC
Zerene cesonia (dogface butterfly) is the source of this 1369-nucleotide messenger RNA. RefSeq names its product mitochondrial inner membrane protein OXA1L (gene OXA1L). Gene Ontology annotation, molecular function: membrane insertase activity. Gene Ontology annotation, cellular component: mitochondrial inner membrane. The transcript has a single exon. NCBI's taxonomy places the organism in Eukaryota, Metazoa, Arthropoda, Insecta, Lepidoptera, Pieridae. Gene Ontology annotation, biological process: mitochondrial respiratory chain complex IV assembly; protein insertion into mitochondrial inner membrane from matrix. Bases 117 to 1307 code for a protein of 396 amino acids. The record is from RefSeq and is a predicted model, not a curated record.